GUCGAGUUCAGCAAAUUGGUUGGAUCUCUGAAGCCGGAUGAAUCAGGAAAUGUGAUUGUGUCAUCUUUGACUAUCUGAUUGAUAAUUUGGAGCAUUGGGAAUAGUCUGGCCUUAAAGGGGCAGGGCACCCUGUCGUCAUUAAAAAUUAUAAAAAAGGGUUCCACAAUGGGUUGUGGAUUUUUCAAUCAUUUUUUGAAGCAAGCAACAAUAUAAAAAUUUCAUAAAGAUUGGGGGAUAAAUUUCCCAAAAUAUGUAGAUGAGUCUGAUUUCUCCUUGUUACGUUAUUUUCUAAAUUUAACUCUUCAACUCUGAUCCCACCUCAGCAUGAACUUCUAUCGAUCAUGUUCACUUCCGAAUUUUGGCUAAUAUGGAACACAAAUGCUGGGUGGUGUAGAUAAAAGAGAAAGAUGGCAAUGACGUUAAGAUGCAAGAACAAUGAAACAAGUGUACAUGGCUAUGGAACUUGACUAGAAAGUAGGAGGUAGGGAAGUCGUUGAAAUAUGAAGAAGAUGAUGAAGAUCAGGUUGUCACUUGUGGAUGUGACAAUGGUUGAAGCUGAUGAAGGUGAGGAAAUUGGAGCAAGGGAUGGCACCCUGCAUGCAAAUGGCAAAGUUCGAGUCUCAUAUGGGUGGGUCAGUCUGUAUUGCUUUUGAUGGCCGCUAAUGAAGCAUCCUGGUGUCAGGUGGGAACUUGAAGCCACGGAAGGGCUGCCAUAUUACAUGAAGGCUAGAUAUCUUGCACUCGUGAACACCGUGGAUGAAAUAGAGAGCCAUAUGAUGCCGGAUGAAAAAUUCCACCAUACAAACUACAUAAAAAGAGAAGAAUUUACUCCCAUUCAGCUGCAAGAAGAAACAGUUUUGAAGAUACAUUUACCUAUUUCUUCGCCUUCUUCCGGCACUGAGCAGUAAAGAAGAAAAAGGGAAAACUUUGAAAGGCAUGGGAUGGAUGCAAAGUUAUUUACAAUGUUGGGUCUUGGGGUGCUACUGCUGUAGGUUGUUCUCCCCUUAGUUUUGUAAUUCUCGGUAGUGGUGUUUUAUUUUUUUGGUGAUUGCUUGGCUUCCAUUUCUUUAUAUUAUAGAUGGUGUUUCUCCCAAGUUAAGAAAACCAUUUCCAUUGAUAUAUGCCAGCUGCUAUCCCAAUUUUAGUAUCGAAUGCUAAUAUGUUGAUCUCAUUAUGAGUUUGAGCUUUUGGUACUCUCGACAUAGAAGCAUUGUUGUAUAUUCUUUGUUGUGCAUGUUUCUUUUA
Messenger RNA from Magnolia sinica, 1245 nucleotides. RefSeq names its product putative monoterpene synthase 8. Gene Ontology annotation, molecular function: terpene synthase activity; magnesium ion binding. The transcript is spliced from 5 exons. The record is from RefSeq and is a predicted model, not a curated record. Lineage: Eukaryota; Viridiplantae; Streptophyta; Magnoliopsida; Magnoliales; Magnoliaceae. The coding region runs from base 663 to 908 and encodes 81 amino acids.